UACCGGCCGUCUCCCAUGCCCUCUCCCAUGACGACGACCUGGAAUUGGAGUCUACACUUAACUAAUCAAAGCAGCCCGGUCCGUUGCUUCGGAUGCUCUUGCGGCUUUCUGCUCUCCAAAAUACAACUAGGUGCUUCAAGACAGUAGUCAAAUGCCUAGGAGCAAACCUACAGGAUCUCGCAUUCGGUACACAACGCAAUAUAUUGCAUGACCUAGUAGGCUCAGCUGCCCAACGGACGGCCUUGUGGAAUCUGGCUGGCUGCAACCAUCGCUACGCAGCUCUGCUGGCUGCUCUUGACGGGGAUGGAGAUGAGCUCACUAUGUUACGGUUCGCGUUGGGUUGUCUCAGCGAGAAUCAACGGUCCGCUGUCUUGCAAAAGGACUUUCCUGGCCGUUUACCUCUACAUUACGCAGCAGAAGCCGGCCUUGCAGAUGUUUGUAGUCUUCUUGAAACAAUGGACGCUUGGAAUAUUAUUCGCCCAUUUUCAACCUCUUCCAAGACCAAUUUUGCCGAUAUGGACGGCAAGACACCACUACAUCUCGCUGUCAUCAACGGUCAUGAGCAAGCUGUCAAAGUGUUGUCGGCCUCGCACGAGUUGUCGCGUUUGAGCAUCGAUACAGAUUCAGUACUCGGCGACUCGCUAGCUUCUCUCCUACAAAUCUCUUUGCUGUACUCCUUCACCGGCAUAGCCCAGACUUUGUUAGGUACACGACGUGUAAAUGUUAACUAUCGGGAGCUUAAUGGAGAGACUGCCCUUUUCAUCGCUGCUCGUGGAGGUUCUGCAAAGCAUAUCCAAAUGCUAAUCGACAUGUCUCCCAUCGAUGGCCCGAAUCCUAGUGUGGCUGAGCCUUCCUACGGUUUCACGCCGCUGAUAGUGGCCUGUGUCUACGGGCAGCUAGAGGUGGUGAAGAAAUUUCUGAGGCUGGGUGCUGACACAAAUCAGAAAGACAUUUUUGGCUGGACAGCCCUGGAUUAUGUUGCCUUUCGAGGCUUUUGGGAGAUAUCGAAGCUCCUACCACCGUCUAUCUCGAGCUCUUCAUCACGCAUUCCCAAGGUCCCAUUGCCAAAAACGAAUGCACAUGCACCAUGCCCCCUAGACCUGACCCGUAUCUUCGUCAACCUUGGUUCACUGAACACUCGCAGGCCUCGAAAACCUGUUGAUUUGGCACCAUUUUUGUCGAGAUAUCCGCACAAUCCUUAUCCAGAAGUUGGAUAUUCCGUCCAAGUAAAGGGAGUAGGAGUCAAAGGACCAGAAGUUACCGUAGAGCUACCAGUGCUUGAUGAUGCUACAAACUAUCCUCUUUUGUUCCAUACACCCGAUCCGCGAAACGCAAAGUUGACUUUCAAAAUCCUACGCCAAAUCUCGAAAUCACCGGAUCAUCCUAUUCAUGUAGGUACUGCCAUUGCCCUUCUGGAGGAACUUAGGGACGCGCUAGGACCAGGUCGUGAAAGCUUAUACAGAGAUCACACGGUGCCCAUUAUUGGAUGUGAGACGCCAGACAUCAUCGGGACUCUGACACUGAACUUCCUCCUUGUGAAACCGUUCCCUGACCCGCGCGAGCCCUACACUCAAAAUACGGAACCAUGGAGUGCAAAUGGUUCAACCAGGCUUAUAGGACAUAGAGGCCUAGGGAUGAACUCACCCGCCUUCAAACGCCUACAGGUUGGAGAGAAUACUAUACAGUCAUUCAAAUGCACCAUCGACUUGGGCGUACCCUCUGUUGAGGUAAAUGUGCAACUCACUCGAGACCAUAUUCCAGUAAUAUAUCACGACUUCCUUCUGAGUGAGAGCGGCGCGGACAUUGCUCCGCAUAAUCUUACCCUUGACCAGAUUGGCUUCAUGAACAUUAGCGACAUGCAGCGGCCAGUACCCCCAUCGCAGGACAUAGAAUCUGGUGCGUACACGUAUCAAUCUCCAACCUCUCUACUCCGUCGUCAUCGAUCGCAAUCUUUCGACAACUCCGAUGACCUUCGAGCUCGGGAUUUUCUCAAUCGUUUGAAACACACCCAUGAGUUCAAACUCAAAGGGUUCAAGGGGAAUGUUCGAGGCGCUCAUAUCCACGACCCAUUUGUCACUCUGGAAGAGCUGCUGUUAGCUCUGCCUGAGAAUGCUGCCCUAGACCUUGAAUUUAAAUACCCAAUGCUCUGGGAAGCCGAAGACUGGAAAAUGGACCUCUAUGGAGUGGAGUUCAAUCUCUACGUCGAUACAAUCUUGGACCUGGUCUACAAGCAUGGCAAAGCCCGACCUAUUCUUUUCACAACAUUCAGCUCGGAAAUUUGCAUCCUGCUCUCCCAUAAGCAACAAACAUACCCAGUGAUGCUCCUAAACGAAUCCAACCUCUUUCCUACGGGCGACGUACGUGCCAGUAAUCUGCAAGAAGCUAUUCACUUUGCGCGCCACUGGAAUCUUCCAGGAAUUGUCAUGUCAUCGGAGCCCUUCGUCUCAAGUCCUGUGCUAGUGUGGUUUGUCAAGGAUGCAGGAUUAUUAUGCUUGUCUUUUGGAAUGCUGAAUAAUGAUCCAGAGAGCGCGAGGAUUCAAGCUACAGCAGGCCUGGAUGCCAUCAUUGUCGAUGAUGUGGCGUUGAUUAAGAGCACGUUCAGAGACUCCCGGGCCUCUACAGAUUCUGCAAAGAUGGCUUUGGAGAACGACGAAAGUGGGACUAACAAAAAAGCUUAA
This is a messenger RNA of Mytilinidion resinicola, 2678 nucleotides long. Its product is annotated as GDPD-domain-containing protein. Lineage: Eukaryota; Fungi; Ascomycota; Dothideomycetes; Mytilinidiales; Mytilinidiaceae. Gene Ontology annotation, biological process: glycerophospholipid catabolic process. The transcript has 7 exons. The record is from RefSeq and is a predicted model, not a curated record. Gene Ontology annotation, molecular function: protein binding; glycerophosphocholine phosphodiesterase activity. The coding region runs from base 93 to 2678 and encodes 861 amino acids.